Alternaria metachromatica is the source of this 1959-nucleotide messenger RNA. It is a transcript of the gene NRC2, whose product is annotated as serine/threonine protein kinase, AGC. Gene Ontology annotation, biological process: protein phosphorylation. The coding region runs from base 1 to 1959 and encodes 652 amino acids. Gene Ontology annotation, cellular component: cytoplasm; nucleus; plasma membrane. Lineage: Eukaryota; Fungi; Ascomycota; Dothideomycetes; Pleosporales; Pleosporaceae. Gene Ontology annotation, molecular function: protein serine/threonine kinase activity; ATP binding. The transcript is spliced from 4 exons. The record is from RefSeq and is a predicted model, not a curated record.
AUGACGCAGCUCUUCAACUCGUCCACAUCAAGCCACUCCACCAUGGCCGAAAAGACGGAGAAACGCACCUUCUCGGGCAAGGCGCUGUCCACCAAUAAGUCAGUCAAUCCAAAGGACGGCCAGGUCUCGCAGCGCAUCAAGAACUUUUUCCGCAUCAACAGCAGCAACGACGCCAACAAGUCUUCCGACGAUGGCAGCACAAACUCCAAGAACGAAAAGUCGGGGUUCCGCCAAUCGCGGUUCAUUCCCCACAUCUCGCGCAAUCGCUCCCAGACCGUCGCCAGCGAAGGCAACCCCCUGGAUGACAGCGUGUCGCCCACCGCGCACGCAAACCCGUACUUUGCCCACCAAGGACCGCCCGCGCUGCGUCAUCACAAUGCAGGCAGCGUGCCUCCAUCACCCCCAGACACCCCCGCAAUGCCCAAGACGCAAGUAAAUGGCGCAGCGACUACCGACGAUCACGCCACAACAGCUGGGAAAGAGGAAUUGGCUAGGAAACUACGAAGGGUGGCUUCCGCACCCAAUGCCCAAGGUCUCUUUUCUUCGGGAAAGAAUACUGAUAGGCCACAGACUGCAGAACUCGGCAAGCAGCCUGUAUUACACCACCCCAACUCGUCCACCCUGAGCAUGGUCGAGACGAAUACCCAGGAUCCGACUCACCUCCUACCCAUAGAAGCUGGCAAACCCAUACCCUCGGCAGGCCAAAUCCGACAAUCUGUGGCUUUCAGGAGAACCUACAGCUCGAAUUCCAUCAAGGUCCGCAACGUCGAGGUUGGACCGGGAAGCUUCGACAAGAUCAAGUUGAUCGGCAAAGGCGAUGUCGGAAAGGUUUACUUGGUGCGGGAGAAGAAGUCCAGCAGACUAUAUGCUAUGAAGGUGUUGAGCAAAAAGGAGAUGAUCAAGCGAAACAAGAUCAAGCGCGCAUUGGCUGAGCAGGAAAUCCUGGCCACCAGCAACCACCCCUUUAUUGUUACUCUCUACCACUCUUUCCAGUCCGAAGACCACCUCUACCUCUGCAUGGAAUAUUGCAGUGGUGGUGAGUUCUUCCGAGCGCUCCAAACACGACCAAACAAGUGCGUUGACGAAGAUGCUGCGCGAUUCUAUGCAGCUGAAGUCACGGCUGCGUUGGAAUACCUCCACUUGAUGGGCUUCAUUUACCGAGACCUGAAGCCAGAGAACAUCCUCCUCCAUCAGUCUGGGCACAUCAUGUUGUCAGACUUCGAUCUGUCGAAACAGUCGGAACCCGGCGGUCGCCCGACCAUGAUCCUCAGCGGCCGAAGCGGUACUUCCUCGAACAACCUACCAACCAUCGACACGAAAUCAUGCAUAAACAAUUUCCGAACCAACUCGUUUGUCGGAACCGAGGAAUACAUUGCGCCAGAAGUCAUCAAGGGCUGUGGACAUACGAGUGCGGUCGAUUGGUGGACCCUUGGCAUAUUGAUCUACGAGAUGUUGUACGGAACUACGCCUUUCAAGGGCAAGAACCGCAACGCGACGUUUGCCAACAUUCUUCGAGAUGAAGUGCCCUUCCCCGAGGGUUCUGGUGCGCCGCAAGUGUCAAAUCUCUGCAAGGCCAUCAUUCGCAAGCUUUUGAUCAAGGACGAGACUAGGCGACUUGGAUCCCGUGCCGGCGCUUCCGACAUCAAGACGGCACCUUUCUUCAAGACGACGUCAUGGGCCCUACUACGGCACAUGAAGCCACCGAUCGUCCCUCACCAAGGCCAAGGUGUCGAGACACCCAACUUCCGGAACGUUAAGGAGUCCCAGAGUGUUGACAUUGGCGCCGCGAGAGUCAAGGGCGUCCCGCUAGACUCUGGUCUCGCUACGCCGAUGGGCGAGUUGGCAGAUCCGUUUGAGGAGUUCAACAGCGUUACUCUGCACCACGACGGAGACGACCAUCACCAUGAAGACCAACACUCGUCGCAUCUUCACCUCACACAAACCAACUCACAACGAUAG